CUUAUUUAUUAUGCGAUUAAAAUAUCAGUCAACUGCUUUUAUUUUGAAAAGAGCGACCAGGAGUUCCGUCCUGGGACGAUCAGCUGAUGUCAGUGUAAACAGAAAACAGAGGCGUUUGAAGUGAGAGAGAGGUUGAGCUGUAUUUCGCCAUCAGUCAUCUUAGCGUCGGAUGAAGACGGUCGGUGUGGAGUGUGUGUGUGAGUGACCGUGUGAUGUGUGGGACGAUAUGCGCCGAGCUGUUUGGGCUGCAUGAGAGCUGCAGGAAACGGGUGAGAGUGGCUUAAAACAUCACAUGCAGCCUCACAGAGGGCCUGUGUGAGAGCAGCUGUGUCCGACCACCCAGGAUUUGACUUCACAGCACUGGAUUAGUUGAAGCAGGGUCCAUGGAGGAGCUGGAGCCAGAGGAGCAUUUCCUGCAAUACGCCAGGAACGGAGAUCUGCCUGGGAUACAGAGGCUCCUCAUGUCCAAGAUAAGGGAAGAGACUCAGAUCAACAUAAACUGCAAAGGUAAGAAGAAGUCUAACCUGGGAUGGACGCCUCUUCACUUGGCCUGUUACUUUGGACACAAAGAUGUAGUGGAGGAAUUACUUAAGGCAGGGGCAGAUGUUAACUUGCCCAAUAAUAUCGGAGACACACCUCUGCACAAAGCUGCCUUCACAGGAAGAAAGGAGGUUGUCAUGCUGCUGCUGCACUAUGAUGCAUGUGCUACUGUCAUCAAUGGGACAGCACAGAUUCCCAAAGAUGUCACUCAGAAUGCAGAGAUCAGAAGCAUGCUCGAAGCGGCCGAGAGAACAGAGGAGAGGAAACUAGAGGAGGAACUUUUGGAAGCUGCACGAGAAGGAGACCUUUCAACUCUAACUGAGCUGCUCAGCAGGAAAAAGCCUCCAGACAUCAACUGCACAGAUCUGUUGGGUAACACUCCGCUGCACUCUGCAGCCUAUAGAGGCCAGAAGCAAUGUGCCCUGAAGCUGCUAAAAAGUGGAGCAAGCCCCAACAUCAAGAACAAGAAUGGCCAGACAGUGUUUGACCUGGCUAGUGAUUCGGCAAUGAAGCAGAUCAUUGUUCAUCGAGGUAUGAUGCAACAUGUCAAGAAGUACGAAGGACUCCUCUGGAAGAGCUCCAGAUUUUUUGGUUGGCGCUCCUACUGGGUCAUCCUUCAAGAUGGGGUUUUAUCCUGGUACUCAAAACAGUCAGACGGAGCUGCCAGUAUCAGGAGGCAAGGCUGCAAGUCCCUCACACAUGCUCAGUGUUUGAUCCGGGCCAAGGAUAGCUGCUUUUUCACCCUUAAGUGCUUCGAUGACAGCGUGCAUCAUUUCAAAGUAUCACCAAAAAAUGACCCAGAGGCAACAAGAAAAGCAUGGCUGGAUGCAUUGGAGGAGCACUCUGCUUACAGCACACACUACUGCUCCCAAGAUCAGGGCAGUGAGGAGGAGGAGGAGGAGGAAGUGAUGUCACUUGGGGAGCUAACAGCAUCACUACAGGCAGCAGAGGCCAGCCAAAAGAAACUGGAAGAGGAAGUGGCAGCUUUCCUGUCCAUGCUGAAAAAUGAUGGGCUGGCAGAAAGAUUUCCAUCCGCCAUACUGCAGAAAAUGCAAGAAAUCUGUAAGUUGUCCAGCGAGACCAGUUCCAGUCUUGGUGUCUGUCUCAGCUUCUUCUCCAGACAGGAGGGGGUGCGCAGUCUGAAAUUGGAGCAGGAGCUAGAGAAGAAUAAGAUCCUCUCUGAAGCGCUGCAGACUCUCGCCACAGAGCACCACGAACUUGAGCAAUCCGUCGUCAAGGGAUCUUCACCGCGGAGUGCCCUUAGUGAGGAUGAGUUCCACGACGCCGUGUCUGAAUCAGACUCUGAGCGCUCCCUGAGCGGCUUUGAAACGGUGGCCAGCCAUUCCUUUGAGGAGGACGAGGAGGACGAAGGCUCUGUCAUGUUAAGCAGCCCUUGCAGCAGCCCCACCAGCAUGUUGCAGGAGGAUCACCAUGGCGACAAGGAUGAGGCUCAACCCAACGGGAUCACGAAGCACAGUACCAGCUUACCUGCACCAAUGUUUUCAAGAAAUGACUUCAGUAUAUGGAGUAUCCUGAGGAACUGCAUUGGAAUGGAACUCUCCAAGAUUACAAUGCCAGUGAUUUUUAACGAGCCGCUCAGCUUCUUGCAGCGUCUGACAGAGUACAUGGAGCACACUUACCUCAUCCACCAGGCUAACACCUCCUCAGACUCUAUUGAGAGGAUGAAGUGUGUGGCUGCGUUUGCGGUGUCCGCUGUGGCCUCCCAGUGGGAGCGGACAGGUAAACCCUUCAACCCUCUGCUGGGAGAAACCUAUGAACUGGUUAGAGAGGAUUUGGACUUCAGGCUCAUAUCAGAGCAGGUGAGCCACCACCCCCCAGUCAGCGCCUUCCACGCUGAAGGCCUGAAGGAAGACUUUGUGUUUCAUGGAUCCAUCUACCCUAAACUCAAGUUCUGGGGCAAGAGUGUGGAAGCGGAGCCCAAAGGCAUCAUCACUCUGGAGCUGCCCAAGUACAAUGAAGCCUACACAUGGACAAAUCCUACAUGUUGUGUUCACAACAUCAUUGUGGGCCAGCUGUGGAUUGAGCAGUAUGGAAAUAUGGAGGUGAUCAACCACAGAACUGGUGAAAGGUGCUGUCUGAACUUCAAACCAUGUGGUCUCUUUGGCAAAGAACUGCACAAGGUUGAAGGGUAUAUUCUGGAUAAAAGCAAAAAGAAGCUGUGUGCGCUCUAUGGAAAAUGGACAGAGUGCCUGUAUGUUGUUGACCCUGCUGCAUUUGAAGUGCAUAAGAAAAAUGACAAGAAAGGGGCAGGCGAGAAAAAAGGCAGCAAAGAGGGCUGCAGUGAGGGUCAGGAGGAGGUUCCCUCUCCAGCUGCAGACACUGUGGAGAUGAUUCCUGGCAGCCAGCUGCUGUGGAGAAUCGCACCCAGACCAGCCAACUCUGUCCAGAUGUACAGCUUCACGUCGUUUGCAAUGCAACUAAACGAGCUGCGUAAGGAGAUGGAGGGAGCCAUUCCUCAGACAGACUGCAGGCUGAGGCCAGACAUACGAGCCAUGGAGAACGGUGACAUCGACCUCGCCAGUGAGGAGAAGAAAAGGCUUGAGGAAAAACAGAGAGCUGCUCGCAAAAACCACUCCAAAUCUGAUGAAGAGUGGAAGACGAGGAGUCCUGCCCUGGGUCCAAGGUGGUUUCAGCAGGGGCAAAACCCCCACACCAACUCCCAGGACUGGCUCUUUUCUGGUGGAUACUGGGACAGGAAAUACAGCCAGCUGCCAGACAUUUAUUAAUGGACAUUUCCUGCACAGAGAAAUUUGCACCUUACAGUUACAAGUUUGUUUUUUUAAUGGAAUAGCUACAGGAACUACAAGCAAUAUGCAAACAGUGUACUUACACUGUGUGGCCUUAAUCAACUUUCUGAUGGGAAAACUGUGGGAAAAAAUGUCCAUAAUCAAUAUUGAAAACUUAUGAAAUGUAAAGAUGACAACACGAAUUGAACUCUCAGUGACCUCAUAAUGCUGUUCACAUUUCCUCUGGAAUCCAAAAUCACAAAACCACUUGCAGUCAGAUGAGGUUGAUGUCAUUUCUCCUGAUGUAUUUUACCUUGUAAAAAAAUGAGACCUACAAAAACAUACAGUAUAUUUUCUACAUCAAUAUAACACUUAUAAGAAUUGUCUGGUACUAGUUUUGUUUUGAUUGUUUUAUUAACUGAAUGAUGUGUCUGUUGUGCCCAAUACUUCAUAAGGCACAGCUCUGUAAAUUUAUUAAUAUUUUUGCUGAAAAUCUUAAAUGUGUGUAUCAUACAGCCUGUCAGACAGACUAAAUAAAGUUGAUUGGGUCAUCUUAUGUUGACACUAUUGAAUUUUAAGGCGUUUUGCCUCAGCAUUUAAAGUAUUUUAUUGAAAACUGAAAUAAAACCUUUCAAUGUAUUCAUGUAUGUUUUUACCAUUUAUGUGAAGUAAGCUUGGGAUUUUCAGAGAAAUCUGAAAAUAAAGUGUAAUCUGAUCUAAUUGUUUCUGUAGCAAAGUAUUAUUAUAAUUUUUUUUUUUUUUUUUUUUUUACAGUUUCCUAACUUCCAACCUGAAGACUAGAUGGUUAGGAUGAUCCAGUGGACCCCUUAUUCCCCAAUUUAGAAGAUGUGGAGUUAGCAGAGCUCUCAGGGAAAAACAUUGUGAAAAGAUCCUGAUGCAACAAGUAACUAAAGUUGUUUUCACAAAAUCAA
Micropterus dolomieu (smallmouth bass) is the source of this 4219-nucleotide messenger RNA. RefSeq names its product oxysterol binding protein-like 1A (gene osbpl1a). The record is from RefSeq and is a predicted model, not a curated record. Lineage: Eukaryota; Metazoa; Chordata; Actinopteri; Centrarchiformes; Centrarchidae. Gene Ontology annotation, molecular function: protein binding; cholesterol binding. The transcript is spliced from 29 exons. The coding region runs from base 384 to 3287 and encodes 967 amino acids. Gene Ontology annotation, cellular component: membrane; cytosol; intracellular membrane-bounded organelle.